AUGAGGACUAGAUGCACGUGCUUUCGAAUGGAUUGGAAUACUCGAAUGACUUUUUCCUCCUUACAAUUUCUUCAUACAUUACAACAAUAUAGUGAUGAAGAGAAAUAUCAAACUACAAAUACAUCAAAACAAAAUAAACAAGCAUUAAAAGUUUUCGAUUUAGCUGAUUAUCGAACUAUUUUUGCUGAUCUUGUUAUUCAUUUAUAUGAUGAACUUCUUAAAAGAAUUCAAGUGAAAUUAUUACCAAUGAUUAUUCCUGCUAUAAUUGAACAUGAAGAUCUCGAUUUACGUGGUAUUGCAUCUGUAAAUCCCAUGACAUCUGCAUCAACCUCUACUGAUAAACGAUCAAAAUUUUCAGCACAAGAUCUUCUUAAACAAUUAUAUGAUUAUCAUAAAAUAUUUCAAAUGUAUUCACUUGAACCAGCUAUUGUUCAACAACUAUUCAAAGAAAUUUUUUAUUUAAUUGAUACUCAAGCUCUAUGUGGCUUACUUUUACGAAGUGAUUGUUGUAAUUGGAGUAAAGCUCUUCAAAUUGGUUAUAAUUUAAGCCAUUUAACAGAAUGGUUACGUGAUCAAAAUUUACAAGAGAGUGGUGCUGCCGAUUGUCUUCUUCCAUUAACACAAUCUGUUCAAUUAUUUCUUUGUAAAAAAGAUGAAGCAAGCAUCAGUAAUGUUUGUACUAAACUUACAAUUGUUCAAGUAAAAUAA
This is a messenger RNA of Rotaria sp. Silwood2, 708 nucleotides long. NCBI's taxonomy places the organism in Eukaryota, Metazoa, Rotifera, Eurotatoria, Philodinida, Philodinidae. The record is from the annotation of a GenBank genome assembly.